This is a messenger RNA of Malus domestica (apple), 1268 nucleotides long. Lineage: Eukaryota; Viridiplantae; Streptophyta; Magnoliopsida; Rosales; Rosaceae. The record is from RefSeq and is a predicted model, not a curated record.
GUAAACGUUGUGGCGCCUUCAAAGUCUGAACGGAGAUACGGGGCGCGCUCUCUCUCUCCUUCCUGUUUGUUGGACUAAUACUUCUGAUCGAUGAAAAAUGCCGUUGUCGGACAUCGUAACUGCCUCUAAAGUUCCGUUUGCGGCCCCUUCUCUUCCCAGUGGCAAUGGCAAGUAUACUUGCAAGAACCAUUUGCCGCCAAAAUCCUAUGGGAAUUUGGUCACCCGCAAAAUGGCUGCGCAAACUGUCUCCAGAAACCUCAAAUUCGUGAGGAAUUCGGCUUCGGGGGAUAUGGAGACAAGUUCGGUUGGGCUUGAUGUGUCAUUUCCUAGCGACUAUUCUGAGCUCAUUGAACAAGCCCGAAAUGCAACUGAAUUGGCUGUGAAGGAUAACAAGCAGUUGAUGGAGAUUGAGUUCCCUACGUCCGGACUUGAAUCCGUACCAGGUUCCUUCCGCCAGCUGAUAUAUGUUUAUAGUUCGUUCCAAUUAAUUCGAGAAUUUUGCAACCGUUUAAUAGUUCCAGAGAAAGCUAGACAGACGAGAAUAUUUUUUCCCGAGGCCAACGAAGUUAAAUUUGCAAGAGAAUCAAUAUUUGAUGGUGCUUCCUUUAAGUUGGACUAUCUGACAAAGCCAUCAUUCUUUGAGGACUUUGGUUUUGUGGAGAAAGUGAAAAUGAUAGACCGUGUGAAGCCAGAAGAUGAACUCUUCCUUGCUGCCUAUCCGUAUUUUAAUGUCACCGAAAUGCUUGUGGUCGAAGAACUUUACAGAGAAGCUGUUCAGAACACUUCCAGGAAACUGAUUAUUUUCAAUGGGGAACUUGACCGUAUAAGAUCUGGAUAUUAUCCGCCCUUCUUCUACCCGAAGCUCGCUGCACUUUCCAAGAGCCUAUUUCCAUUUAUGGAGACUGUGUACUACAUUCACAAUUUUAAGGGACGCCACGGAGGGACCCUUUUUAGGAGCUACCCAGGUCCAUGGAAAGUCCUCAGAAAGGUAAGGAACGGAUACGUCUGUUUGCAUCAGCAGGAAGCCAUGCCGUCGCUCAAGGAAGUUGCUUUAGAUAUUCUUCCAUCGGCCUGAGCGAGCGUUUAGGAUUAUACAGUACGAUUCUAAGAUGUUAUGAAGCAUUCUCAAGUACAGAAACUUAAUCUUCAGUCAGUCACUGUGAGAUAUGUAUAUAACAUUUUCUUGUCAAAAGUCUCAUGGAUUUACUACUCGUGUAGAAUGCAAUAUUAACAAGAUAUGGAGGUAAUCUACUCGUGUAGGAUGCAAA